GGGCCUCUCGGCGGAAGAGACGACAGAGGCGGAAACGCGCACAGGCGCAGCUGCGUCCUCUGGCUCCGGGCCCGGCUAGCUUCGCUCCAGAGAUUGCGCGGGCUCAGGGACUAGGCCCGUGGCCACGCCCCCCCUUGCGACAAAGACCAAUGGAAGCGGGCGUUGCUGGUCGCUAAGGGAACCCUCGGCGGCAAGAUGGCAGCGGCGGGCGAGGGCACCCCGAGUUCCCGCGGGCCGCGUCGGGACCCGCCUAGGCGGCCGCCCCGGGACGGUUAUGGUGUCUACGUAUACCCAAAUUCCUUCUUCCGAUAUGAAGGAGAAUGGAAAGCAGGGAGGAAGCACGGUCACGGGAAGUUGUUAUUUAAAGAUGGCAGUUAUUAUGAAGGGGCGUUUGUGGACGGAGAGAUCACGGGAGAAGGCCGCCGGCACUGGGCCUGGUCAGGAGACACCUUCUCUGGACAGUUUGUUCUGGGAGAGCCUCAAGGCUACGGCGUCAUGGAGUACAAAGCCGGCGGAUGUUACGAAGGGGAGGUCUCCCACGGCAUGCGGGAAGGACACGGGUUUCUGGUGGACCGGGAUGGACAAGUGUACCAGGGCUCCUUCCAUGACAACAAGAGGCACGGCCCUGGGCAGAUGCUCUUUAAGAACGGUGACAAGUACGACGGCGACUGGGUCCGGGACCGGCGUCAGGGACACGGGGUGCUGCGCGGCGCCGACGGCUCCACCUACGAGGGACAGUGGCACAGCGACGUCUUCAGUGGACUGGGCAGCAUGGCCCACUGCUCAGGGGUCACCUAUUAUGGGUUGUGGAUCAACGGCCACCCAGCAGAACAAGCUACGAGGAUCGUGAUCUUGGGUCCGGAGGUGAUGGAAGUGGCCCAAGGGUCUCCCUUCUCGGUGAACGUUCAGCUGCUACAGGACCACGGGGAAAUUGCCAAGAGCGAGAGCGGCCGGGUCCUGCAGAUCUCAGCGGGCGUCAGAUACGUGCAGCUGUCAGCCUACUCUGAGGUCAACUUUUUCAAAGUGGACACAGACAACCAAGAGACACUCAUCCAGACCCCAUUUGGGUUCGAAUGCAUCCCUUAUCCUGUGUCCAGCCCCGCAGCUGGGGUGCCGGGGCCCAGAGCUGCCAAGGGAGGUGCAGAAGCCGACGUGCCCCUGCCCAGGGGAGACCUGGAGCUGCAUUUGGGUGCCCUCCAUGGCCAGGAGGACACCCCUGGUGGCCUGCUUGCCAGGGGACACACGCCCCAUUGUCCUGGGGCCUGUCAGCGAGUGGAGCAGGGCUGUGCCGAGUUCACAGAUGUCCUCCUGGGGCCGCCCCCGCCCGGGUACCACCCCUUCCUGUUCCUGGACAGCCUCCACAAGAAGGCAGGCGGCAGAUCCAGAGGCGGCCUGCACCCCAGGGGGACACCACCCACCGCACAGGAGCCGCCUGGAGGCAGCAGGAUCCCAACAGGGUUCUCCUGGCUGCUUCAAAUCUCGAGGCACAGACGAGAUUCCGCAGUGUGGACAACAGGAGAGCAAGUGAGACGGGAGUGUGACCCCUUCCAUGUCCAGACACCACAUCGCGCCCUCCUGGCCCCCAACCUGGGCCUGUGCUGGAGGUCUGCCGUGCCCCUCACAGCGCCGCCCAUUCCCCCAGCAUAGAAGCCCAGGUCCUAGCGGCCUGCGUGGGGUCGAUGUCAAGACAGAACUGCCGAGGGGGACAAUGGGAGAAGCACUGAGUCCGGGGCCAGGGGUCGCCCAUCCCACUGGAAGAACCUGAGUGUGGACCAAGGACAGGGAGCAUUCCUUCCGAUGCUGGAGUCCGUGAGCAACGCUCAGGGUGGCCGGGCUAUGCUCACCAGGGUGUGCUGAGACCGGGGCUCUAGGGGAGCCCCCUGUCCCUCAGAACAGCCACAUCUGUGUCCCCUUCGUGCAGCUGCACAACAGGAGCUCCUCAGCAUCCACUGGGGGAUGCCGGUGCCCUCAGGAGGACAGGCAGCCCCGCUGGGCACCUGAUGAGCGUGGGGGCACCUGGUGCACCCCCCCACCGGGUGGCUCCCUCAAAGCCCACAUCAGAGCCUGUCACUGUCAUCCAGGAGGCUCCAAACAAUAGAAAUGACUGAAAAAAAAAUCGACAAAGAUGAAAAGUGACACACCAGCCUGUA
Molecule: messenger RNA, 2150 nt
Organism: Gorilla gorilla gorilla (western lowland gorilla)
Lineage: Eukaryota; Metazoa; Chordata; Mammalia; Primates; Hominidae
Gene: MORN1
Product: MORN repeat containing 1
Exons: 13
Coding region: 196-1647 (483 amino acids)
Source: RefSeq, a predicted model, not a curated record